Messenger RNA from Sorghum bicolor (sorghum), 2535 nucleotides. Its product is annotated as putative pentatricopeptide repeat-containing protein At3g28640. The transcript has a single exon. Gene Ontology annotation, biological process: RNA modification. Bases 398 to 1951 code for a protein of 517 amino acids. Lineage: Eukaryota; Viridiplantae; Streptophyta; Magnoliopsida; Poales; Poaceae. The record is from RefSeq and is a predicted model, not a curated record. Gene Ontology annotation, molecular function: protein binding; RNA binding.
GAGAAUAAGGAAAAUUUUCUUUUUGAACUAAACAAGGCCGACGACGUCGUAGGCCAAAUUUUUAGCCCAACAAACGUUGUCCUCUGCCAUCCAGCCCAAAUAAGUCUGACCUUUUCUAAAAAAAAAAAGAAAGAAAAAACCGCCUCCCCUUGUCCUCUGCUCCGGCCGCCAGUAGCAGCUGUGUGUUUUGCAUCUCGGCCGGCGACGCCGGGCAGCCGCAUUCCCCUGCGACCGUGAGCCUGUACUCCGUACCCUGACCGCCGCCCCUCACUCAUCCGAGCGCGACGUAGCAGGAGGUCAGGCCCGCCGUCCAUGGAGUCAGGCACCUCAGCAGCAUGACAAUCUCCGCCCCUGCGACCCAUCGUCGGCGGCGCGGGACCAAACCAACCGGGCAAGCAUGCGCCCGUACAUCCCCAAAUCCACCUUCGCCUUCUGCCACGCGCUCCUCGCCUCCCGCCUCCUCCGCUCCGCCGCCUCCCCAACCGCGCCGCUCCUCUCCGUCCACGCCCUCCUCGUCACCGCCGGCCUCCUCCCGCGCCACCCGGACCUCGCCCUGCUCGCGCUCAACUCGCUCCUCCACUCCCUCUCCCGCCGCGCCGCGUGCCCCGCCCACCCGCACCUCGCGCUCCGCCUCCUCCGCCUCAUGCUCUCCCCCACCACCACCACUCCCCCGGCGCUCCCCGCCCCGGACCACCUCUCCUUUCCCUUCGCGCUCUCCGCCGCCGCCGCACUCGACGCCACCACCCCGUCCUCCUCCUCCUACUCCACCGGGCCGCAGCUCCACGCGCUGCUCGUCAGGAACGCGCUGUUCCCGGCCGACCACUACGUCACGACCGCGCUGCUGCAGCUCUACUCACCCCACCCGGACCUCGCGCGGAGGGUGUUCGACGAGCUGCCACGUCGUGAGGCGAUCCACUACGACCUACUCAUCGGCUCGUACGCGCGCGCGGGGGCACCCACCGAGGGCCUCGCCGUGUUCCGCGCCAUGUUCGACGACGACGACGGGGUGGUGGUCCCGGACGCGGUGGUGCUGACGACGGCCGUGGCGGCGUGCGCGCAGGCGGGGGCGCUAGACCACGGCGCGUGGGUGCACCGGUACGUGGAGCGGACCGCGCCGGGUCUCCUCGCCGACGCCUUCCUCGGGUCCGCGCUCGUCGGCAUGUACGCCAAGUGCGGGUGCCUGGACGACGCCGUGCGGGUGUUCGACGGCAUGCCCGAGCGGAACGCCUACGUGUGGGGGACGAUGGUGGGCGCGCUCGCGGUGCACGGGAUGGCGGCGGAGGCCGUGGCGUGCCUGGACAGGAUGGCGGUCGAGGACGGGGUGCGGCCCGACGGCGUCGCCGUGCUCGGCGCGCUGUCCGCGUGCGCGCACGCCGGGAACGUCGAGGAAGGGCUUUGCCUGCUCAGGGAGAUGCGGCCACGCUACGGCGUCGUGCCCGGGCACGAGCACUACAGCUGCGCGGUCGACAUGCUCUGCCGUGUCGGGCGGCUCGAGGACGCCGUGGGGCUCGUCGAGACCAUGCCGAUGGCACCGCUCGCGUCCGUGUGGGGAUCUGUGUUAGCUGGCUGCCGGAGCUACGGCAACGUCGAGCUGGCGGAGGUGGCGGUGCGUGAGCUCGAGAAGCUUGGUGGCACUGCCGAUGAGGGCGUGUACGUGCAGCUGUCCAAUAUCUACCUCGAUGCCAACCGGAAGGAUGACGCGCGGAGGGUGCGGAAGCUGAUCGGCAGCCGGGGGAUCAAGAAGGUCCCCGCGUAUAGCGCCGUGGAGGUUGACGGCGAGGUGAGCUCGUUCGUCGCCGACGACCAAGCGCACCCGCGGCGGUUUGAGAUUUGGGAGGUGCUACGGCUGCUAGCUGACCAGAUGAGGCAGAAACCGAAGGAAGAAGAAGAAUUUGUUGAAUUGAUUUGCAAUAUUGCAUGCUCGCAAGAAUGUAACGGAGAAAGCUGCUGAUACUUGACGUAGUAUUUGAGAAAUUAUAGGACAUUUCAAUGUCAAUGUCAUUUGGCCAGGGCAUCGGGGGGGAUAUGGCGGCGCUGGUGGCGUGCGUGACGGCCAUGCUGCUCGUGCCGCCGCCGCCCCCUGCAACAUGGUGCCAUGGCAUUGUCUUGUGGUUUGACACGGGGUUCACCGACAGAUUCUGCAAGGAGAAGCCUGUUGUCCUCUCCACCUCUCCCUGUUCUACGCCAAUUCACUGUAACAGACAACCUUCACCUUUGAAGAGCCUAUCGCAAUGGAUCAACCCUUUGUUCAUCUGCACCUGUUGGCACAGAUAAAAGUGCCCAGCUACGAGGUUGAGCAUUGUAGCAUAAGUUGAAACCUGAGCACUGUAGCAUAAGUUGAAACCACGGCAACCAGGUUGAUGGCCGGAAAUGCAGCUGGCCUGUUUGAGAUAUUCAGUUUGUGACCCAAUAUGAUGCCUAUUUGGGUUUAAGUUUUGCUUCCUCCCUACCAUCUUCUGCCAUCAGCAGGCAGCAGCAAUUGUUAUUAGAAUUUUAUUUAUGUGGUUCAAGUUGCUCAUCUGGAGAUUGCUAGAA